Lepisosteus oculatus (spotted gar) is the source of this 3037-nucleotide messenger RNA. The record is from RefSeq and is a predicted model, not a curated record. Lineage: Eukaryota; Metazoa; Chordata; Actinopteri; Semionotiformes; Lepisosteidae.
GUACUACAGUCCAGGGUUGUGUAGCAACGGCGGCUGAAGUUUGGUGGUGCCGAAAUCGCAAGAAUGAAUACUAAAGCCAUGAUGCAUCUUCGAACAACAGCGAACAGUGCUAGAUAUUGCAUGCAAUGGCAGAUUUAUAUGUUGUACGUGCAGUGCACUGUAAGCGGUGUGAAGCUGACUCAUUUUGCUCAAGUGUUUCCCCCGUUGUUGUUUUUUUGUACGAAAGCCAAAUGAAUUCAAGCCAACGCUACAGCACUAACUUAACAAGUACUGUAGGCUAAGAUCAUCCGCGGGUAUGACAGCUGUCGGAAAACAAGGACGUGAUUUUAACCAGUGCAAUUUAUCGUCUGCGUUAUGUAAUUGAUGGGACUGAAAAACUAACGCAAAUCAAGAUAUGCAACCUACUGUAUUGCUUGUACUGUAACAGAGGAAACGUGUAUUUAACAUUUGAAGCCUAAAAUCCGAUGCAUGGACGCAGUCGUGCCACCUGUUAACUGUAGAAUUUAUUGUAGACAUUUCCAUAAAAUGCAUUUUAGAGGUUUACGAAAAUACUGUAUCAUUCUCAAUAUCACGCCCUUAAGCCUAACGAUCCUUAUGAUGUGGCAUUAAACAGACAAAACGCUGUCCCCUAGAUUACUCAGUACCAAACUGACCGUUACAAAUUCUAAAAAAUAACGGACUGCCAGAGGAGCCGGCGAGAAACUUUCUCGUUGACUUUACCCUUGUUUAAAACAUUUAACUGCCAAACGUAUGGAUGUAUAGUUGAAAUAAUCCUGGAAAAUCAGAGUGCGUUAUGGAUCUUUGUUUUUAAUUCACAAUCGCUACUACUCCUAUUUAAUUAUACGACUACGGUUUACAGAGCUGUACAGUAUCUCAAGAGAACAUGUCCAAGCUCAAGGCCCUGUUCCUUCUCCUGUUGCUUCUCUGCUUUUUAGUAAUGUGUUUGUACUUUUGCAGGAACAGAUCAAGGAUUUAAAAUGAGUGAAAAUACACAAAGUGACAAAAAGGAUGUAAGAGGUGAAAAUUUAUAUCCCAAUGUUUCCCAAAUAAUUCUUCUGGGAAAAGGCUUAAGGAAAAUGUUUAAGAGCAAACAGACUUUUGGUUACAAAGAUGGAAAAAGGUUACCAGGUUUUGAGCACAAAGCACUGGAAAAAGCAGCAGAGGAACAGCAGCUGAAGGAGCACAUGAAAAUAGCAGAUGAUCUUUAUUCCAAGGCAGUAAAAGUGCUUUCAAAUUCAAGGAGUAAGAAAAAGAGACAGGAUGCUUGUAGGCAUCUUGUGCAGGCUGCCGACAUGGGGAGUGACAAAGCUGUCGUGAGGAUAGCCUAUGCAUUUCUGUUUGGUGACUGCUUUCCACAGAACUUGGAAUUCGCUAAAGAACUGUUUUUAUCCUUAAUGGAGGAAGGAGCUCCAUGCGCACAAACUGGCUUCGGAUUCAUGUAUGGUGCAGGCAUAGGCUUCAAUCAGAGUCAAGCCAGGGCAAUUUUGUACUAUACUUCUGCUGGCCUUGGUGGAGAUCUUGUGGCUAAAAUGAUACUGGGUUACAGAUAUUGGAAAGGAAUCCUCAUGCCACAGAAUUGUGAGGCUGCUCUUUCUCAGUACAGAAGUAUAGCAAAAGAAGUCUCUAAACAUUUGUCAAGUAUUCAUCACUGCAGUGUUGAAUUAAUCAGAAUAAUGGAUAUGCCUGAGAACCAAAGCCUGAAAGAUAGAAUUAUAGACUUGGAUGUGUAUCACUACUACGCAUUCAUUGCAGAGAGAGGGGAUGUACAAACACAAGUUAGUCUUGGCACUCUACAUCUGAGUGGAGACAGAGGUUUUGAGCGUGAUUCUCAUAAAGCUUUUUACUACUUACACAAGGCCCUGAAAGCUGGAAGUUCUGAAGCUGCAGCUCUUUUGGGAAAGAUGUAUCUUGAAGGGACUGAACCUACACCUCAAGACAAUGACUCUGCUUUCCGUUGCUUCAAGUGGGCUGCAGACAGAGGCAAUCCAGUUGGGUUGACCGGCCUGGGUGUUAUGUAUCUCUUUGGAAAAGGGGUACCAGUUAAUCACACAAAAGCUUUUGAAUUAAUUAAGAAAGCAGCAGAACAGAAAUGGACAGACGGUGUUUUUCACCUAGGACUCAUGUACCUUUAUGGUUAUGGAGUACAGAUAGACCUGAAGGCUGCUUUCCAGUAUUUCACGUUUGCAUCUAAGAAGGGGCAUCACCUAGCACGCAAUUACUUGGCUCAGAUGUAUGCCAAAGGAAUUGGAGUGCACAGGUCUUGUAGCACUGCAGUUCAGCUUUUCAUGGAUGUCUGUCUUCAAGGCAGCUGGUCGGAAAUGUUUCUCCAAGCAUAUGCUGCUUUCAGAAAUGGUGAUAUCGACUCUGCCCUUGCUCAGUACCUGUUUCUUGCAGAGAUGGGCUAUGAAGUUGCACAGAGCAAUGCUGCAUACCUCUUAGAAUUAAAUGUGUCAAGAAUUUUCAAGGAUGCAGAGGUGUACCAGCUGGCUUUUGUGCAGUGGCAAAGGGCUGCAUCUCAUGGUUAUGCACCUGCCAGAGUUAAAAUUGGAGACUAUCAUUACUAUGGUUAUGGCAUGGAUGUGGAUCAUGAAGCAGCUGCAGUUCACUAUCAUCUCGCAGCUGUAGAAGGCAGUGCCCAGGCCUUAUUUAAUCUUGGAUACAUGUAUGAGCAAGGGAUAGGACACAAAAAGGACAUAUACAUGGCUUUAAAGAUGUAUAAUAUGGCUAUUAUUGCAAGCCCCGAUGCCUACUUACCAGUUUUUCUGGCAAUCUGCAAAUUAUCCAUUACACAGCUUUUCCUUGAUUAUUAUACUUCUAUGAUUUCCGAGGUAUUGGAAGUAGUGGAACCACAGUGGGAUUUGUACUUGAUUGUAAUGCUUACUGUUCUACUGGUACAGCUGAUAGCCAACAGGAUUCGUUAAUAAGAUGCUGAAUUAUUUCUACAUUCAAUUUGUUCAAUGUUUUGCAACUCUGAGAUAAUGCUAUCCCUAUAACAAAUGCAACCUCAUAAAUGUGCACUAUUUCAUGUGGAUCUUAA